CUCGGAAGCUGGGUUGUUCGGGUUGAGCUGAGCAAACAUGGGUUCGGGGUUCGCAGCCGCCGCUCUACUCGCCGUCCUGGCGCUGGCGACAGUCGCAGCUGCAGAUGGUGGCCGUCCGAUUGUGGUCACCAGCUACGGGCCACUGGAGGGGAAGCGUGUGUCGGUGAGAGGGACGGACACGCCUGUCUACAGCUACCUGGGGAUCCCUUUCGCCAAACCCCCCGUCGGCCCCCUGCGGUUCUCGAGGCCGGAGCUGCCCGAGGGGUGGACCGGGACCAGGAAAGCCACGGCCUUGGCCCCAGGGUGCCCACAGGACUCCACCAUGGAGGACAUGCUGCUGGAGAUGAUGAAGAUCACGUUGGCCCCGCGGACGUACAGUGAGGACUGCCUGUACCUGAAUGUACACACUCCCGUCAGCCCCACCAACACCCAGACCAAGCUGCCCGUGAUGGUGUGGAUCCACGGCGGUGGUUUUGCGGUCGGCAGCGCCACGUUCUACGACGCCUCGCCGAUGGCAGCGUACGAAGGGGUGGUGAUAGUGGUGAUCCAGUACCGGUUGGGGAUGCUCGGCUUCUUCAGCACGGGUGAUGCUGCAAUGCCGGCAAACGUGGGCAUGUUGGAUCAGGUUGCAGCCCUGCAGUGGGUCCAAGCAAACGUCGCCAGUUUCGGGGGUGACCCCAGCUCCGUCACCAUCUUCGGGGAGUCGGCCGGGGGGAUGAGUGUCUCGCUGCUGCUCGUUUCUCCGCUGGCCUCUGGCCUGUUUCACAGGGCGAUCUCGGAAAGUGGCACCGCGUUGCUGCAGGGCCUUAUCACCAGGGAUCCAAUGUCAUCAGCUCAGCUGGUGGCCAACAAGACGGGCUGUGGCAUGGACACUUCACAGGAACUGAUUAACUGCCUGAGGAGCAGGUCAGAAGAAGAGCUUGUGAACCUCACCAAAAGCAAUCUGAUCGUACCUAUAGUGGUGGAUGGAGUGUUCCUGACCAAAGAAGUUGAUCAACUCCUUGAGGCAAAGCAGUUCCACAUGGUCCCGUAUCUGUUGGGAGUCACUAAUCAUGAAUGUGGCUGGCUCAUGGCUCAGUUCGUGAAUCAGCCUGGCUGGCAGGAAGGAAUGGACAGAGAGAUGGUUGAGAAGGCCAUCAGAUCCACAAAGCUGCUGCCGCCGGAGGAUGUGGAGCAAGUCCUGGAUGAAUACUUGGGAGACACGCAGGACAGGACUCAGAUCCGGGACCUACACCUUGAGCUGCUGGGAGACUUGUUCAUGGUGUUGCCAACUAUCCGCACUGCAAGGUUAUACCGAGAUGCGGGCGGCCCGGUGUUUCUGUAUGAGUUCCAGCACAGCACCAGCAUCGUCCGCCCCGGCCGGCCCGACUUUGUGAAGGCUGACCACGGAGAAGAGAUCGGCUACGUCUUUGGUGCUCCCUUCUGGGACGGAGACGUGGUUUUAUCAGACAACGUCACGGCAGAAGAGAUGGCUUUAAGCAGAACUGUGAUGAGUUACUGGGCCAACUUUGCCAAGAACGGGGACCCGAAUGGUGAGGGGCUGGAGUUGUGGCCGGUCUACGGCAGGAACGAGAGCUACCUGCAGCUGGACGUGAGCCAGAGUGCCGGGACCCAGCUGAAGGAGCAGCGGAUGAGGUUCUUCACCGAGACCCUGGGCUACGGCGUGGGGUCGGAGAGGGAACCGCCCCAGACAGGAGCUGACCGGUGGGGCCCCAUUGUGUGGACGGAGGGAGGACUGAUUCGGGGAACGCUGAUGGAGGUGGAAGGAAGUCCCAGGCCUGUGUUUGGAUACUUGGGGAUCCCCUUUGCCGCUCCUCCCGUGGAUUCACUGAGGUUUGCUCCGCCCCAGAGAGCCCAGUCCUGGUCUGGAAUCCGGAACGCCACCAGCCAUCCUCCCAUGUGCCUUCAGAAGGUGCGGAGAGCGUUCCCUCCUUUUGCUGUACCUGCCAGUGAGGACUGUCUCUACCUCAGUGUCUACGCCCCUGGCCGGCCCUCUGGCUACACCACCCCCAUACCGGUGAUGGUCUGGAUCCAUGGAGGGGCCUUCAUCCUGGGGAAAGGCUCCAUAUUCUACGGCUCAGCGCUGGCCAGCUUUGGCAACGUGGUGGUUGUGGUCAUCCAGUACCGGCUCAGCGUGGCCGGCUUCCUCAGCACGGGUGACGAGGGGGCGAGGGGCAACGCCGGCUUCCUGGACCAGCUGGCAGCGCUGCAGUGGGUGCAGAGGAACGCCGCCCAGUUCGGGGGAGAUCCAGGGAGCGUCACGCUGUUCGGGGAGUCAGUCGGGGCUCUCAGCAUCACCCUGCACACGCUGUCUCCUCUCUCCACCGGCCUGUUCCACAGAGCCAUCGUGCAGAGCGGGAGCGCCCUGAUGCCCGGCGCCCUGCCCCCUCGACCCACCCAGCUGGCCGAGGAGGCGGCAGCGGCCGGGGGCUGCGAUGACCCUCGGACUCAGCAGCUGCUGAACUGCCUCAGGAGUAAGAGCGAGGAGGAGAUGGCACAGAUUGUCAACAGUGUGAACAACAUGUACCAGCUAAUUCCCUUCGUGGUGGACGGCAACUUCCUUCCCGAUGAUCCUCAGAAAAUGUUCCAGGACGGGAUGUUCCGGAGAAUUCCAUACCUGCUCGGGGUGACGACCGAGGAGGGUGUGAAGAGUCUCGUGCACUCAGAGGUCAUCAUUAAGCCUGACUGGGAGGCGGGGAUUAGCACGGAAGAAAUUCGGGAGAAGAUAAAGGUGUAUCUGAACCCACUGUUUGGUGCGGAGAAUGGAGAGUCGAUUUUUGACGAAUACUUCAAGGAUGUACACAACCCUGAGCUUCUGAAGGAGCGUUACCUUGACUUGUUCGGUGAUGUGUUCAUCUCCAUUCCAACUCUGAGAGUGGCGCAGUACUACCGAGAUGCGGGAAACCCUGUGUUUCUGUACGAGUUCCAGCACCAGGCCAGCUUCCACAGGAGGAGGACACCGCAGUUCACCAGGGCCCCGCACGGGGCAGAGCUUGCCUUCGUCCUUGGGGGACCCUUCAUCCGCGACUUUGAUGCGCUGCUGGGCACCACAACCGAGGAGGAAAAGGAGCUCAGCAAGAAGCUGAUGAUGUAUUGGGCAACAUUCGCCUGGACUGGGGAUCCCAACACGAGUCAACUCCCUGUCUGGCCAUUGUACGGUGACCAUGAAGAGUUUAUGCAACUCAACCUGACCCUGCAGCAGGGGUGCGGGCUAAAGACCGACAAACUCCGAUUCUGGUCCAACAAACCAGCAAAGAGAAUUGCAAAAAUAUUAAUAUAAUUACAAGUGCGCUCCAAUUCAAUUCUAUGUUUGGUUUAGAAAAAAAUAUUAGCUUGUUGAAUGGAAGCCAAGAGUCAGGAGAGUCAACAGUGUUUCAUUAUUUGAAGAAGGGUCUUGCCCAGAAAAGUUAUCUAUCCAUGUUCUGCAGAGAUGCUGCCUGACCUGCUGAGUUACUCCAUCACUUUGUGUUUAUUUAGUAUUUAAUUGUCAUACUGGAUGAAAAACAUCUUCCUCAAACCCAUUGAAACAUCUUCACCCGAAAGGGCCUGUCCCACUUGGCGAUUUUUUUCGGCGACUGCCGGCAUCAUUGACUGACGUGUCAGGCCACCGAAAAAGUCGUGGCGUGACGCGGCGUGAUGACAUAUUGACGCGCGGCGUUUCCUCAAGUGUCGCAACAUUGUUUUUGUCGCCGCUAGAUUUUGAAAUGUUCAAAAUCUUUCGGCUACUCUGAUUCGUCAGUCAAUGACGUCGGCAGUCGCUGAAAAAAUCGCCAAAGUGGUACAGGCUCUUAAUUCUCCGUCUGCCAGUUUUGUUCAUACGGAAAUAGGUUUCCUGCAGUUAGUACUAUCUAUACACCAGAUAAUUUUGUACAACUCAUUCAUGUCCCCUCUUAUGUGUGUGAAGGAACUACACCGAAGAUAUACACAAAGACGCUAAGUUACUCCAGCACUUUGUGUCUCACUUCAUAUCCCCUCAUAUUCUGUAUACACAAGAGACUGCAGAUGCUAGAAUCCUGAAACAGAAGGUUUAAAUUCAACAUUCCACUCACACUCAUUGACUCAUUCAUUUUGGUGGAAGUGACGAGAGAAUGUAGAACUAGGAAGAUGAUGCCAAACGCAGGUUAGAAUUGGACGAGCUGCUAAAGAUUUAGGAAUUAGAUGCAAAAUUUGUAACGGUGGUUUUACGGGACGGGAUGAGUUCUGCGCCUCUGGACCAGAUAUCACCUCUGCCAGUAAUGACCACACACUGCGAAAAAUAAAAUAUUGCACAACA
This is a messenger RNA of Amblyraja radiata (thorny skate), 4273 nucleotides long. RefSeq names its product carboxylesterase 2b (gene ces2b). The coding region runs from base 38 to 3280 and encodes 1080 amino acids. Gene Ontology annotation, molecular function: hydrolase activity. The transcript has 25 exons. Lineage: Eukaryota; Metazoa; Chordata; Chondrichthyes; Rajiformes; Rajidae. The record is from RefSeq and is a predicted model, not a curated record.